Lacerta agilis (Sand lizard) is the source of this 1829-nucleotide messenger RNA. RefSeq names its product arylformamidase (gene AFMID). The transcript is spliced from 11 exons. Gene Ontology annotation, molecular function: arylformamidase activity. The record is from RefSeq and is a predicted model, not a curated record. The coding region runs from base 121 to 999 and encodes 292 amino acids. NCBI's taxonomy places the organism in Eukaryota, Metazoa, Chordata, Lepidosauria, Squamata, Lacertidae.
UCUACAAUUUGUUCCCAGAGGCUGCAUUUGGUCACAUGGCUGGCUCUUCUAACUAGUUGCUUUGCAGCAUAGAAAACGUAUGUAAGAAGAUACAGCAAAGGUCACAUCUGAGCCGGUGACAUGGGAAAGUGGCAGGAAAUGACCAAGGAGGAGCUGGAGACACAGUACUCCCCUAGCAGGUGGUCUCCACGGUUGGAUGCGGAUGCUGUGAUUGAGGCUCACGUACAGGCAGUGAGCGAAGGUACCCGCCGUGCCCAGAUUGGCACCCAGACUCUGCUGAAUGUGCCCUACGGGUUGGGCGAGGGAGAGAAGCUUGAUGUGUAUCUUCCUAAGGAACACACUGAAACCUUCCCUCUGGUCCUCUAUAUCCAUGGUGGCUACUGGCAAUUCCUGAGCAAAGAUGCUUCAGGCUUUGCUGCGGGGCCCCUAGCGACCCACGGCGUCGCCUUGGCUGCAGUUGGCUACGAUGUGGCUCCCAAAGGCCAGCUGGAGGUGAUGGUCAGGCAGGUCCGACGCAGCGUGGCCUUCGCAGUUCAGCAGUACACAGGGAUCAGCGGUGUUUAUCUGCUUGGACACUCAGCAGGGGCCCACCUGGCAGCCAUGGUGCUCUCUACAGAUUGGGCAGAAUUUGGUGUUGUGCCAAACAUCAAAGGAGCCUUUUUGGUGAGUGGCCUCUAUGACUUGGAACCCAUCAUGCACACCUAUGUCAAUGAUGUUUUGCACAUGAGCCGGGAGGUGGCCUUACAGAAUAGCCCUUUGAAGUGUGUGCCUAAGUUGGAGGGCAGGAGAAGUUGCCAGGUACUUGUCACUGUGGCACAACAUGAUUCUCCCGAGUUCCACAGACAGUCCCAGGAGUACUUUGAGGCUUUGCGUGCAGCUGGCUGGAGUGCCUCUUUGCUGGACAUUGGAGACACAGAUCAUUUUGAUGUCAUUGAGAAGCUCUCCCAGGAAGACUAUUUUCUCACGCAGGUGAUUUUGAAAAUGAUUUCAAGAGGAUGAUAGGUUGACACAAGAUGGAAUUCUCAUCCUGGAGUCCCCAUCUACAGCCAUGAGUGGCCAUCGCUGACCUUGCAGACCCACCCACCCACCCCAAUCCUCCACUCUCUCUGCUGUGCUGUUUUAUUUCACCCUGGGAAUGGACUUCCUGCCAAUUGCAAUUUUAUCCAGUUAAGAAAGAACUUCAGAAAAAGACACAAAUCUAUUGAAAUGGAACUUUGAAACAUAUUAUUCCUUGUUGCUUUGGAGGCAAUUGACUCUUUAAGGAAGCACACAGUUCCUUUUGCAUGGACUGCCUGACACAGAGACAGUUCCUGUCCACUCCUGCAAUAAACUCUGUUCCUCGCAACGUGCUGAGAACAUUAAAAUAACGGCAACGCAUAAAUUACAUCUACAUUGUGGCAGUUAAUCACCUUCCCCCUAGGAGAUAGUCUGAAUCUGUGAGCACAGGCAAGGCAUAAUUGCUGCAUAAAUCACCACGUCUCUUUAUUCCUCAAAGGGCCUGAGCUGAAGAUGGGCAUCUUUCACUAACAGCAGUAACUAAACGUUUAUUCAACCUUCUAAGUCCAUACGAAACUGCCUUAUACAGUCAGAGCAGUGGCACUCUGUGCUUGUGCUAUGGAGGCCCAUGUCUCUACUACCACGGGCUCAAUGCAGUCUUUGAAUCAGGGACCCUGCAAGCAGGAAGCUGCAGAUUUAGAGCAUAGCCAGACUGGAACAUUUCUAAAAGAAAAUCGUGGGAAUCAUGGCAAUAACGGCUAUGACAACUGUGCUGCGACAGUCGGUUUGUUAUGCUCUUGCCUUGGAAUGGUCCAAAGUUAAGAAAUACCGGU